Messenger RNA from Culex pipiens pallens (northern house mosquito), 1694 nucleotides. RefSeq lists its product as uncharacterized. The record is from RefSeq and is a predicted model, not a curated record. The transcript is spliced from 2 exons. Lineage: Eukaryota; Metazoa; Arthropoda; Insecta; Diptera; Culicidae. Bases 601 to 921 code for a protein of 106 amino acids.
GCCAGAGCUGAAAAUGUCAGGGGUCCUGACGCGAAAAUCGGCGACGCAUACACGAUUUUUUCAGAUCCAUUCACUGAACCGCAAACCCGUGACAUAAACAAACCCGACUCAGUCGUGAGUGCCGUAGCUCACUGAGCAGCUGCAAUGCGAGGCAGUAGUCGACCAACGCUCAUUCGACGUUGCACGCACACACAUAAAGAAACAAGUUUUUACACAAAAAGCUGGUAUAUAUGCUUGGAAAUGUAAUUUUGAAUAUAAGAUAUGGUUAUUUUAAGUGUUUUGCACAGUCUAGAACCAUUCAAUUGUUUAAAAAUAGUCAAAAUAGUAUUUAGAGAGGAUUUUACGAGUCAGUCAUACGACACGAAUUGAGUGAGUGUAGCUCAUUUUUUCACGUCUCUCAUUCUCCAGCAGCCGACCGGCACGAGUCAGGCGUCAGUGGUUGAACGGACACAGUAGGCUUACAGUCACAUGCUAGCAGUGAACUGACAUUUUGGUUUGCUUCAUGUGUACGCUGGGUUGGAAACAUUUUGCAGGCCUGGUCGGAGCAUCAAGUUGGAGUCGGACGCACACUCGCCGGGUCAACCGCCGAUCAGUAGUCCGAUGUCGAUCUCGGCGCUUACUGCUAGGCUGAUGGACGAUUGCGACGGUGGCAGCAUGCAGCUGGGCAGUCUCGAAGUUGAUCCGGCUUGGCCGUACGCGGACGAGGAUUUGGAGUCGCCGAUCUGCCAUUUGUCCUGCGGGAAAUUGUUGACCUCGGUGGUCCGGCCACAGCGACAGCUGGUGCUCGCCUACCGGAAGUACUCGGAAUCGGUUCAAGAACCAAGGCACGACUCCGUCAUCGCCCCUCGCCAAGGACAACUGCCAGACGACGGAUGGGAGUUUUACGACGUCUGCCGCUGUCGUGAAACACCAACACGAUGAUGUCGAACGCGUACCUGAACCCGGAUCAGCUACGGCGCGAUACUUCAACAUGCGCUCGGCGGAUAUCAGCUGGCGGAGAAGCCAAGCAUCGCUACGGAGCUCGAUCUGGCCGAUGCGCCCUUGCAGCUACUACAACUCGUCGUUUGACGAUCCGAUCCCACCGGGAAGUUCGCAGCGGUCCAGAUCAAUGUCUACGGCAAUGGAUGGAAGCCAGUCAGCAAGUUCCACCCCAACCAGUCGUGUUUGACGAGCUCGAAGAGGGUGAGAUUGAUUGAAAUAAGUUGGACGUGACGAUUUCCAGCAGCAGUCGCCUGACAAAACUGCUUCCUCGCCCCAGUUUCCUCCUCGAAGGAAGUAAUCGGUACAUCGGUGAACAUCACCUUGGCGGCCGGGACAACCUCCAGCAGCAACGCUUGGUCCUUCUCCUGUUCAUUCAGGUCACGGUAACAGAAAAGGUCGGAUCUGCAGAUGAAUAAUAUAUAAAUAUAUUGUACUUCACGAAACAUGCUUUUAUGAAUAAAAAUAAAAAAAUUCGCUGUUUAUUUAUUUUCAAUUUCAAUUUAUUUCGGAUUCCAAAAGAAAAAGCUAAAGCGCCCAAAGAUAGGCAACCUACAAAGCCUCUAAAGCCAGUGAAAUAUUUCGCCAUGCUCGAACUCGGCAGUUCAUGAAAAUCAUGAUUUCGCCAGUUCGACCCACUUUACCAAAAAAAGUGUUAUCCGAGUUGAACUCCAAAAAUCAUGAUAAUUACCAUUUUUUUGGUUCUUUUUGGUAAG